Carassius gibelio (silver crucian carp) is the source of this 2095-nucleotide messenger RNA. Its product is annotated as prostaglandin E2 receptor EP1 subtype-like. Gene Ontology annotation, biological process: inflammatory response; positive regulation of cytosolic calcium ion concentration; adenylate cyclase-activating G protein-coupled receptor signaling pathway. Gene Ontology annotation, molecular function: prostaglandin E receptor activity; thromboxane receptor activity. NCBI's taxonomy places the organism in Eukaryota, Metazoa, Chordata, Actinopteri, Cypriniformes, Cyprinidae. Gene Ontology annotation, cellular component: plasma membrane. The record is from RefSeq and is a predicted model, not a curated record. Bases 80 to 1219 code for a protein of 379 amino acids. The transcript is spliced from 2 exons.
GAAGCAUCCCUGAAGAGAAACGUUCAUCGCCGCUUGCUGUGACCAAACUCACCUGUAAGGAUUUCCUGACUGUCACAGCAUGGAGAAUCGUUUCACCUCUUCCUUCCCUGUUUCAUGCCAGAACUCUAGAGACUAUAAUCUCACAACCAUCUGUCCUGACAACCAAACUGUAAACUCAACAUCUCCAGCUCUACUUAACCCUCCAGCAUUUGGGAUGUCCUACUUCACCAUGACCCUUGGUGCGCUGUCUAACCUAACUGCAUUAGCGAUCCUUGCCCAUUCCUACGCCCGCUUACGCCGGCGAGCCAAAGUACCGUUUCUACUGCUGGCUUCAGUCCUGCUGGUAAACGACCUGGCUGGUCAUGUGAUCACAGGGGCUUUGGCGCUUCACCUCCAUCUUGGGAGGGUGAAACAUCACAGGGUGGCAGUAAUAGUGGAGCCACCACAGGUCUACUGCAAAUUAUUUGGCGGUUGCAUGGUGUUUUUUGGCCUUUGCCCUCUGCUGCUUGGUAGUGCGAUGGCCGUGGAGCGCUGCAUAGGUAUAACACAACCUCUCCUGCACCCAACGAUUGUCACCAUGACACGCGUCCGCCUCACCGUGCUGCUGAUCACCUUCACCGCCCUCGUUUUGGCAGGACUCCCUCUGCUAAAUGUGGGCGAUUACAAACCACAGUUCCCUGGCACUUGGUGUUUCUUACCUGUUAACAGUCUGCUCUCCAUCACUGAUGCAAACCUCGCUUUGGCUUUUUCCACACUGGGGCUUGUAACAUUGACUGUCUCUGUUGUGUCCAAUACUAUAAGUGGGCUGAAGUUGUUCCAGGCAAGGUUUAAGGACCGAUGUGUCAAGUCAAGCAUCACCCGGAGACAUGGAUCGUACUCAUCUUCGCCUCUGCACUCCCUGGAUGUGGAGAUGAUGACGCAGUUGGCUGCGAUAACAGUGGUCUCCUGUGUUUGUUGGAGUCCAUUUCUUAUUUACAUCCUCAUAUCCGUUAGCAGGUUUUAUGAAGGGAUCCGAAGGCCGAGGCGUCCGUGUGAGAAGAUGCUUCUCUUGGCUCUUCGCUUGGCGAGCUGGAACCAGAUUCUGGACCCGUGGGUCUACAUCCUCCUCCGGAGAGCGGUUCUGCGCAGACUGCUUCAGCUUCUGCAGCCGGACAGACUCGUGUUUACACACAGCGGCUCCUACGCAGACUCACACAGGAAGAAAAUUAGUUUACACUGAUCACACACCUGUUUACACUCAUUUCAAAUAUGUUUACAUGUGGUCACUCACCAAAAAUAUAUGAAAGGAAGCAUUUAAAGAAUGUGCUCAAAAAAAACUGUUUGAAAAUUAUUGUUUUUCCUUGUAAAAGAAGCAAUCUUUUAGUAUCUCUUAAAAAAUUAUUCAAUAAAAGGUUCCUUGAGAGAGAACACUUUCAUCAUUGUUUAAGUACAUCUUUAAAAAGUUAUAUUUGUAAUAAUGUCAGAUUUUUGUUCUUAUUUAAGGUACUUUUGAUAUCAUUUUAGGAAUUAUUUAUUAAUAAAAACGUGUUAUUCUUUUAAAGUAGCUAUAAUAUUUAUUAUUUUCAACUUGGUCACUUAUUUAGUAAGAAAUAUGCUGAAGUGUACUUCUUUUUCACAAGGGUUGAGUUUACAGUUUACAAAAAUGUGUAUAGUAACCACCAUAAUAGUUAUAACAAAAUAAAGAAAAUAAAUGUAAAAAGAAAAAAAACUAAUCCCAUUCAUCUCAGUGGUGAAGUAUGCUACAACCUUGGCUUCAUUGUAAAUCUGCAAUUUUAUAAUCCCUCAAAUGCCCCACAAAUGUCCUCUACAUUAUGUUUCUUUUAUUAUUAUUUUUUAUUCUACUUUUAAAAAAAAAGUUUACAAUAUAUUUACAAUAUAAUUAUAAUUAUAUCUAUAUAUGGUUUAGUUUUCUACGUUGGUACUUAGCGAAUGAUUACUCUUUAACGGGUGCAAUUACUUGAGCAGUAAAUCUGUUAUUUAUUGUCACAAAAGUUUGUGCAUAAAAGUUACAGUGCUGUCGAUGUCUCUAUGUCUACUUAUGAACCUGUUAAAUGCAUUCUGUUGAUAAAAAAAACACUUGAUGUCUUGAUUUUCU